AUGACUACCAAAGAUUAUCCAUCAUUGUGGGGUUUUGGAACAACAAAAACAUUUAAAAUUCCCGUUGAACAUUUGGAUUUCAAGUAUAUUGAAAAAUGUUCAGAUGUUAAACACUUGGAAAAAAUUCUUUGUGUGCUCAGGUCUGGUGAGGAAGGAUAUUAUCCUGAACUUACGGAAUUUUGUGAAAAGCGCCUUAAAGGCUUGGCUCCUGAAAGUAGAGCUUUGAGGAAAGAUAAGCCUGCAGCAACAGCAUCCAGCUUUACAGCAGAAGAAUGGGAAAAAAUUGACGGUGAUAUAAAGAGUUGGGUAUCAGAAAUUAAAAAUGAAGAAAAUAAAAUAUACUUUCAUGAAACUGAAACAUUUCCAGUGGUGGAAGAUAAUUUGCCUCCAGUUCGUGGUUCAAACAGCCGUCUUCAUGUUAGUAAGGAAAAAUAUUCUAAUAGUAGACCAACUAAAAGGAAAAUCCCAAGGGAUUAUGCAGAAUGGGAUAAAUUUGACGUGGAAAAAGAAUGUUCAAAAAUUGACGAAGAUUACAAAGAAAAAGCCGUAGUAAACAACAAGUCACAUUUGUCUAAAAUUGAGACAAGAAUAGACACAGCAGGUCUAACUGAGAAAGAAAAGACUUCCCUUGCUACUCGUGAAAAGGAAAAAGGAAAUGAAGCUUUCAACUCAGGAGAUUAUGAGGAGGCUGUGAUGUAUUAUACUAGGAGUAUAUCAGUGCUUCCCAAUGUAGUGGCCUAUAACAAUCGCGCUCAAGCAGAACUCAAGCUACAGAACUGGAACAGUGCUUUUCAGGAUUGUGAAAAGGUGUUGGAGUUAGAACCUGGAAACUUAAAGGCUCUUCUGCGCCGUGCCACUACAUAUAAACAUCAAAACAAGCUCCAGGAAGCUAUAGAAGAUUUGAAUAAAGUACUGAAUGUUGAACCUGAUAAUGAGUUGGCCAAAAAGACCUUGUUGGAGGUUGAAAGAGAUCUGAAAAAUUCUAAACCUGCACCUAAGACUGAAACCAAAGGGAAGAGAAUGGUAAUCCAGGAAGUAGAAAACUCAGAGGAUGAAGGUGGAAAGGACAGCAGAAGAAAACAUGAAGACAACAGCGGAGAUAAGAAGGGCGCGGAGCCGGCGGGAGCCAGGAGCGCCGCGGAGCCGUGCGCCAUGGGCAACAUCCAGAAGAAGCUGACCGGCAAGAGCGAGGGUGGCAAGCGGUCGGAGAGGGGCGCGCCGCGGCGGGGUCGGUCGCCAGGGGCCGGCGCGGACAAGCGAGGCCGACCGCGUGCUUCGGCGGCGGCGGCGGAGGGCGGCGCCAGCCGGCACCCUGGUGGCGGGCGGGGCGCGGGAGACCCCACCGCCGCGCCCCCGUCCCCCGCCGCCCCUCUCGGCCCCGCUGGCCUGAAGAGCCAGGGCAACGAGCUGUUCAGAAGCGGGCAGUUCCCCGAGGCGAUCCUCAAGUACUCGGCGGCGAUCGCGCAGCUGGAGCCUGCAGGAAGUGGAAGCGCAGAUGAUCUAAGUAUUUUAUAUUCAAAUAGAGCAGCGUGUUACCUAAAAGAAGGAAACUGCAGCGGCUGCAUUCAAGAUUGUACCAGGGCUCUGGAACUUCAUCCAUUCUCCAUCAAACCUCUUCUUCGACGAGCAAUGGCCUAUGAAACUUUAGAGCAGUAUCAGAAAGCUUAUGUGGAUUAUAAAACGGUGUUGCAAAUGGACUGCACAAUCCAGCUAGCGAAUGACAGUAUUAACAGGAUAACAAGAAUUUUAAUGAAUCUGGAUGGACCAAGCUGGCGGGAGAAGCUGUCACCCAUUCCUGCUGUGCCCACUUCCACGCAUUUAGCUUGGCAGCCUGCCACAGAGACACCCCCAGACCAAGUGGGAGACUCCUGUAGCCAUUCCCAGCCUGGCAUCACAGAUGAAAAAAUGUUUAAAACCCUUAAAGAAGAAGGAAAUCAAUGUGUAAAGGACAAAAACUAUAAAGAUGCCCUUAGUAAAUACAUUGAAUGCUUAAAGAUUAACAACAAGGAAUGUGCCAUUUAUACAAACAGAGCUCUGUGUUACUUGAAGCUGUGCCAAUUUGAAGAGGCAAAGCAGGAUUGUGAUCGGGCACUUGAGAUAGAUAACAGAAAUGUAAAAGCGUGCUACAGACGAGCUCUGGCUCAUAAAGGACUCAAGGAGUAUCAGAAAAGUUUAAACGAUCUCAAUAAAGUUCUUCUGCUGGAUUCAAGUAUUAUUGAGGCAAAGAUGGAACUGGAAGAGGUAACCAGACUCCUUAAGGAUAAUGCAUCAUUCAACAAAGAAAAAGAGAGAAGGAAAAUUGAAAUUCAAGAGGUGAACGAAGGCCAUGAAGAAGAGCCUGAAAGGACCUCUGAGGAGGUGUCCAAUGACUGCUUUGCCACCAGGAAGGAGGACACAACCAAUGGGCCACCAGCAUACUGUGAAACACUCCCGAUCGCCAGGCCUACCAAUGCCUAUGAAUUUGGUCAGGUUAUAAAUGCCAUCAGCACGAGGAACGAUAAAGAGGCCUGUGCACACCUUUUAGCCGUCACUGAACCGAAAGAUUUGCCAGUGUUGUUGAGUAACAAACUUGAAGGGGAUACAUUCCUCCUCCUCAUUCAGUCUCUGAAAAAUAAUCUUAUUGGGAAAGAUCCUUCUUUGGUGUAUCAGCAUCUUUUCUAUCUAAGUAAAGCAGAAAGGUUCAAGAUGAUGUUGACACUAAUCAGCAAGGGCCAAAAGGAGCAAAUUGAACAGCUCUUUGAUGACCUCUCAGACACACCAAACAAACAUUAUACUUUAGAAGAUGUACAGGCCCUAAGAAGGAAGUAUGAGCUUUAA
Molecule: messenger RNA, 2817 nt
Organism: Puma concolor (puma)
Lineage: Eukaryota; Metazoa; Chordata; Mammalia; Carnivora; Felidae
Gene: SPAG1
Product: sperm associated antigen 1
Cellular component (GO): cytosol
Molecular function (GO): protein binding
Source: RefSeq, a predicted model, not a curated record